Messenger RNA from Uranotaenia lowii, 4694 nucleotides. RefSeq lists its product as uncharacterized. Gene Ontology annotation, biological process: regulation of transcription by RNA polymerase II. The coding region runs from base 116 to 907 and encodes 263 amino acids. The transcript is spliced from 4 exons. Gene Ontology annotation, molecular function: DNA binding. Gene Ontology annotation, cellular component: transcription regulator complex; nucleus. The record is from RefSeq and is a predicted model, not a curated record. Lineage: Eukaryota; Metazoa; Arthropoda; Insecta; Diptera; Culicidae.
UAGAGCCUCCAAAAGCGUUUUGUGACGCAGAGUGAAGCUGCAAAAUUAGCAAAGUUUUCUAUAAAUUCAAAAACGUUUUAAAUUUGGUCGAAUCCAAUCGUUUUGUUUUUCGAGUAUGUCGCAAUGCACACUUGAUGACGAUUUUAUUAUCAGCGAAGUCUACGCACGGCCUGAACUGUGGGAUAAGUCGUUAGGUGUAAGUCGCAAACUAAGGGUUGUUAAUAAGAUCUGGAGAAAUUUAGCCCAAAAACAUGAAGUGCCAGAGGAAGUACUCAAAAAACGUUGGAGAUUUUUGCGGGACGCGUUUUCGUCGAACCUUCUUAACAUACCGAAGUCAGUUUUGCAAAGUUCCUCAGACCGACUGGAUUAUGAAAAAUAUGUUACCUGGCCACUGUUCGGAUCGAUGUUGUUUCUGAAAGAUCACAUUGGGAAGCGAGGACCGAAUUGGAACAUUUGGCAGCGAGCGGUUGCAGCAAUUGAGCAGGACGAAACAAGCUUUGAUGGCUUUUCGCCGGAACAACCGGAAACAUCAAGUAAACAACCGGAAACAUAUAGCACUGAAUCGGAAACAUCAAACAAACAACCAGAAAAACAAAGGAGACAAUCAAAAACAUCAAGCAACAAAACGGAAACAUAUAGCAAACCACCGGAAACAUCAAGGAAGAGGACCGCUGAUCGGUUGCCGGAUGAAGAUGAUCAUUUCGUCUCGAGUCUGUUGUCCCAUUUGCGACGAAUCAACCCUGCACAGAAGCUACUUUGUCGGAUGGAAAUUCAGAGGGUGGUCAACGAGUAUGCCUAUGGACAGAUCCGGCUUCCGCAAACGCGUUUGGAUCUCGAUGGUUUGGUCCGUGACACAUGCGAGGGUCUGAGCGAAGAAUAUUUUACCGAGGAGGUCAGUUCCUUGUGAUAGGCCUCAUCCUGUUGAAUCCUUUUUUUUAACGCCGAAUUUUGAAAAGCCUAUGGGUACCAAACUUAAUUGAACUUCAAAAUUUUGCACGCGAACCAAUGCUUCAAAGUUCUGGUAAUGAGCAUUAGCAAAAAAUGUCUCACAUUUGAGGUGAGCUAAGCCGAGAAUGUUUGGUUCGUAAGAUGAAUUUCUAGAUAAAAACAUUUAUCUUAGAAACACUCUAGGUUUACCCAAAGCUAGGGACAAUCCUCUAGCCCGGUCCGCAACGCGAAGCGUAAGGACCAUACGUCGUUUUAGUUCGAACGCGAAGCGUGAGGAGGCUUCCUGGAAAUUUUGAUAAAUAAUUUUAGGACGGCCCCGUCUUCCUAGGUUUAUUAAAAACCCUAGGAAGGCCCCGUGUUUCUAGGUUUACCCAAUGCUAGGGACAAUCCCUUAGCCCGGUCCGCAACGCGAAGCGAAGCGUAAGGACCAUACAUCAUUUUAGUUCGAACGCGAAGCGUGAGGAGGCUUCCUCGAAAUGUUGAUCCAUUAUUUUAGGAUGGCCCCGUCUUCAUGCCCAAAGUAAAUGCAAUAUUUUAUGCCAAAUGACCGUUAUGCCAAACGGCCAUUAUGCCAAAUGACUAUUAUGCCAAACGGCCAUUAUGCCAAACGGCUUUAUGCCAAACGGCGUUAUGCCAAACGGCUUUAUGCCAAAUGACUUUAUGCCAAUCGGUAUACAAUCAUAUUUUGUCAGUCAAACAUCACUGUUAAUAAAAAAAAAAUCAUCUAUUUUGUUUUACUCUUAUCCUAGUAUGUCGGUGCAAAAAUGUGACCUAGCCAAUUUUACAUUAAAAACUGUUGUCUUGUUAUUAUUUUUUUUCUUACUUUUCUUGAUAAAAAAGUGUAAUAUGUGUAAGCAUUGCUCUCGGUUAAAACCUAUUUUUUAGGUAUUUUGUUUAAUUUUCAUUGGAAAUGCAUUAAUAGUUGUUUAUUUCAAUUGCGAAGUAAAAUAGCCAAAGCGAAUAUCUCAUUAGAAUAGAUUCAGCAAACAAAUCUUUUUAAAAUUUAGGUAAUUUUAGUGGCAUAUUUCAUAAUUUUCAAGAAGACGUUGCUUUCCGAUUCAUGGAACCAGUUUUUGUUUAACUUGGAAUUAGUUUAUUAAGAAAUUUGUUCUAAAAAUUUUUCUAUUUUAUUUUUUUUUCAAAUUGUUGUUACUUAUUAUUACUUUUUUUUAUCCAUAUAAUUUAAUACCAUUUCUUUUCAGAUCUUCAGGUAAUAUUUUAUGAUACACAUGUAUUAUUUUCUUUAUACAUACUUUUAUACAUAUAUAAAUUUGCAUAUUGGGGAUUGGGAACUAGAGGGAAUGCAUCUGGGGAUAACCUAAAGAACUAUUACAAGCGGAGUGGUAGCCAACCAUUGUAGGUUUCUUAAGGUUGGAUGCCUUCCCUUGACGAACCAUCGGCCGUGGAAGCCUUAGGGCCAACCACACAGACAUAGGCAGGACCUUGCUACCGAUGGGGGAACCAUACAUACAUACAUACAUACAUACAAAAACAUUUAUCUUAGAAACAUGGGACAUGAGGCCAUAUAGAGAGAGAUGUACUUUUUUAAUAUCAAGCAACGAUAUAUAAUUUGCAAUUUUAGUGCUUAUUCUGCUCAUCUCAUGAGAGCUAUGUUUCAAAAGACGGAAAUCUACAAUAAACGUGAUUAUAUUUACAAUUCUGUGUACAACACAUUGUUCGGACAUUUUGAAAAUAUCACUUUUAUUUAAAAUUGUCUUUAAAAUAUAUUUAAUUGUCCUGAUUUUCGAAAAAAAAAUCUUAAUUAUAAUUGAAUUUUAAGCUGAAUUAUCAGGACAUCGAAUAAAUCUGUAAUAGUAUAGUAAAAUUCAUUUACCCGAUGAUUAUAUUUGGUUAAAAUAAUAUCUAAAUGGAGUUUUCCAGAUAAAUUGCAUUCGCGUCGAGACUCUGCUGAUCUCAUAAAUUGCAUAAAUUAAGGCGAUUACAGUACCUGUAUUUCGCCUUUAUUUAUGCAAUUUAAGCAGAAAAAGUUAGUGUCCGGAAAUAUCCUGCGAUUUUUUCUUCAUGGUGUCCUGAUUUUUGACAAAACCACCAGGCAUCUCUGGGGGUGUCAGGUGUCCUGAUUUUUCAGGAUUUGUCCUGAUUUUCGAGAGACCGUCCUGAUUUUUCAAAAACGCUUGAAUUGUCCUGAUUUUUGAAAAAUGACCUUAAAAAUGUCCUGAUGUUUCCUGAUUUGUCCUGUCCGAAAAUCAGGACAAAUCCUGAAAAAUCAGGACACCUGCCACCCCUGUUGUUUACAUUUUUCAAAAAGUUCGAAACAAAACCUAAAAGUUACUCUGUAAUUUUCUCUGCUUCCAAUACCCCUUGGCCAGCUAUCAGAGGUUAAGCCAAAUAGAUGUAGGAAACUUUAAAAAAAAACCUAAAAGUUAUCCUACCACAAUCUGUCUCAGGAAAUACUCUAUAUAUGAAAUUAUAGUGCCUUUCAAAAUCUGUGUCCGACCAAACAACAUCUGGACGAAAGGUCAAAAGCGUCAAAAGUCUAUGUAUUUAAGACAAAUCUGGGCACCUGGCAACCCAGUGAGCAAUACGGGCAAAACAUGUAUUACUGGCAUCCCUGUUAAGAUCAAAACAAAACCCGCUCCAGAAGCGUUUCGCGACGCGAAAAAAAGCCGAAAAUUUCGCGAUUUUUUUGUUCUAUACACAUUUUAAAUCGUUUUAAUAUUUUAAUCCAUUCGAAACCAAGUAAUUGUUAUUGUGAUUUUUAUUUACGAAAACCUUUAAGUUACAAUAAGAACCUAAUUACUAGGUCAAGGAAGAUUAAAUUUCGUUUUUCGAGCAUGUCGGAUGUUUAUGAACUUAAUGACGAUUUUAUUAUCCACGAGGUCUACGCACGGCCUGAACUGUGGAAUAAAAAGUUGGGAAUAAAUUACAAUAAGAAUAGGGCCUGGGGAAUUCUGUCCGAAAAACUUGAAGUGCCAGUUGAUGUCCUUAAAAAACGUUGGAAAGUUCUGCGGGACUGCUUUGUGAGGAAUAUUGUUAAAAUACCGAAGUCUGAAUUGGAAAAUUCAUCAGACCCACUGAAUUACGAACCAUACGUCAAUUGGCCACUAUUCGGCUCGUUGUUGUUUCUGAAAGAUCAUAUAAGUCACCAUAAACCCAGCGCUUGGCAACAACUGCUUGCAGAAAAUGAGCAGAACGAUAUUAGUUUGGAUGACUUUUCGUCGGAACAACUGGAAACAUCAACGACCUUCAAUCGGUGCCCGGAUGAAGAUGAUUAUUUCGUGUCGAGUCUAUUGUCCCAUUUGAGACGAAUCGACCCUUCAAAGAAGCUACUUUGUCGAAUGGAAAUUCAAAGGGUGGUCAACGAGUAUGCCUAUGGGCAUUCCCGGCUUCCUCAGAAGCAUUUGGAUCUGGAAGGUUUAGUCCGAGAAUCUUGCGAGGGCUUGAGCGAAGAAUAUUUAACCGAGGAGAUCAACCCUUCGCAGAUGUGAUAGGCAUACUUCAUUUUGAAGAUACAUAAAGAUUUAAGGAAGACUAAAAACAAACCUUACUUCAAAGUUUAGCACCCGAAUAAACCCUUGUUCAAAGUUCUGUUAAAGCAACAUAUUUUACUACUCAUCAUUAUCAGUCGUAAUUAAACCUAACUAUCAACAUUGUUAGCAAAUAAAAUGGAUCAAUAGACUGAAGUUAAGAAAUGUCAACAAUUACAAGGUUGUUUAAUAACUAUAUUCAACACUCGUGUGUUUGAAUUCAAAUUUUUGUAUGUAAAUAAAACGAAAUAAAAAUUA